Ochlerotatus camptorhynchus is the source of this 3048-nucleotide messenger RNA. RefSeq names its product mars (gene mars). Gene Ontology annotation, molecular function: microtubule binding. Gene Ontology annotation, cellular component: nucleus; cytoplasm; spindle pole centrosome. NCBI's taxonomy places the organism in Eukaryota, Metazoa, Arthropoda, Insecta, Diptera, Culicidae. The coding region runs from base 163 to 2952 and encodes 929 amino acids. The transcript is spliced from 4 exons. Gene Ontology annotation, biological process: chromosome segregation; signaling; regulation of mitotic cell cycle. The record is from RefSeq and is a predicted model, not a curated record.
GCCACCGUGAUCGAAACAAUCCUCAAAACAAUCGAUAAACCGUUUGGAUUAAAAUGGUUCAUGUUGAAUAAUCAUUUGAAUAUCUAAUGCAAAAGUGUUUCUUCGUGAUUAUUUGUUGUGUAAAAUAGUGCAAGGAAGUGAAUUACGUGUGCGCAAAUAGCGAUGGAGUUCCGAGGGUUCUACAAGAACGCCUCCCGUGGAAACCGUUUGAAGGAUGGCAACAACCAGCUGCUCAGAUCAAAAAGGGAAAGCUCCCGGCAGGAUUUGCAUUUCACAAACAGAAAUUUAAAUGCAUCCGAUGAUGAAAAUGACCACGAUGAGGUUUUCCAUCGGAAUGUCGUUAAACCGAGGCUGAGCAGCAGCGGUAAGAAACGUAGACGUUCCCAAAGGAACGAGGAGAAUAAGGAAAAUGAGUACAUGUCGAAGUAUGAGCAACGGCUGGCUCGGUUGAAGAAAUUCAAGGAGGAGCGAGCCAAGGCCAAACAAAAUACCGUUAAAAAGAAGCCGUUCGUAUCGGUGGUUUCGAAGACCAAUUUGGUCGAUAAAGAGUAUGAGAAGAACCUGUUCAAAAAAUCGGAAGAGGAACUGAAGAGAUUGGCUGAACAGAGGAAGUUGUUGACGCCAGCUGCAAAGCAUGCCACUCCUCGGGUUGAUACGCGCAGAAAAGAUCCGGUUACAAAUGAGAAGAAGCGUUCCAGGAGGAAUAUUCUCGCCGUUAAAACCCCAACUUCGAUCAAGCAUGCUAAACCGAAGGUGGAUACUUGGCGCAAAGGAACCACUCCUAUGCCAACGGAGAAGAAAGAGCCCAGGAGGGCAGGAGGCACGGGAACGGUGCCCAAAAUCAAAAAUAUUACUGCUAAGAAGACUUCGAAGGCGAUUGCACCAACGGCAACAGUUUUGUACAAAAAGGGGGAUGCAGCGACAGCUGGUUGCAGCGGCAAUAUGCGCUACUUGGAGGUUCGUUCGGGACAGAAGUCCAUGCAAUUUAUGUUUAAAUUCACCAAGGAUGGCAAAAUGGUCACAUCGACUAACCGCAAGAAGAACAAGAGCUUGGACAAGUUGAAUCGGCCAAAUGCACCGGAUUAUAUUGAAGUCCCGCGCUUCUCACCGAAGGUUAAUCUUAAUGAUGAUGAUCUCUUCGACGGUAUCAGUCCGAUUGACGUUGACACGCCGACCCCGAAGAAAAAAGCCCUGGAUUCGGAGGCCAUUGCCAUGAAGAAGCGUGAGACUAGACGGCGGUCGAUGGUUUUCACCGUGGAGGACGCUUGGGAACCGCAGGUGAUUACCAUUUCGGAUGAUGAUUCCGGAGUGGGAGCAGCCAUCAAUCCAGAAACACUUUCAAAGCUUAACGAAUCGUUUACGGUCGAAAUGAAAGAAGAAAAACUUCUUGAUCGGCGACCAACGAUCGACGAGACACCACCGAAGUCCGAUUCCCCCAAACUGAUAGGCAGUGGAAGGAAUUCAUGUUGUGGACGACCGUCGUUGGUGUUUGUGGAAGAAACCAAUGCUCCGGGUGUUCACAUUUCUGGCAUGGACUCGACCCAAGUGAUCAACAGGCGUAGUUCGUUGAUCUUCAAGGAGGAGAAGAUCGAUGAUCCCAAAAUUGCGACGAUUGAAAUUUUCGACUCGCCCAAAAUGAGUCCACGACGUCGAUCGUUAACCCCAAGAAUGAGUUUCGUGGAGGAAGACAUUCCGACAAUGACGAGGCCUCUUCCGGAAGGUAAUCUUGCUACGGUUCUUCUAAAUAAACAACAAGAACCAAAGCGUCGCAGCAGCGGCGGAAGCAGGCGUUCCUCGCUGGUCACCUUCCGCGAAGAAGAUCAACCUCCAUCUGACGUUCGCGAAAAAGUUGUCUUCUACUACAAUUUAGUGGAUAAGGAGUUAAAGCGACUGCAAGAGCUUUGUGAUUUGUACAAAGGGGAUCUCGAGAACGAAGAGAUCAAUGAAAACGGCAAGGGAUUGAUUAUUGCAGCUCAAGGCCAAACCAACAUUUUAAUCAAUAAGAAGCUUUCGAAGUUCAAAGAGCUAGUUGGUCACUACGAGCGCAAUUGGUCCGAUCAGAAGAUUCGAACGGACGACCUCGAUGGUUUCUGGCUAAUGGUGUCGCUGGACUUGGAAAAUCUGGACAGACGCUUCGAAGAAUUGCGACAACUAAAGGAGAACAACUGGCAGGAGAUUGUGGAACAGCCUAAAGCUAAAAAGAUCAAGAAUGGCGGUGGCAUCAAGAAGCGUGAGAAGAAACCCAUAAAGACCAAAGGCAGUGGACUUGCCGAUUUGAUCAAGAAGGCUCGCGAAGAAGCCAAGAAGAAAGUCAUGAUGGCAGCAGCACUUACGGAAACGGUUAAGGUGGUCACUCCGAUGAAACGUUCCGUACGGAUUGCUACCACUCCACGGCGAAGCAGCCUAAACCGGAAUAGCAUUUGUACCGGCUGCACCCCAACGCCCGGCAAGAAGUCCAGGAAAACAAUCUUCAACGAUCACACCCUCCGUAAACACGAGAUUGUUAAAUCGAUUUUGAAAACACCCAGCGAAAAGCGUCGCGCCAAGAGCGUCCUAUUCUUGGAUUCCGGCAUGGACACACCGGAGGCACGUCCAUCUGGCGCUGGACGCAAAAUAGUUCACACUCCAAAACCCAAAAUCACCUUCAACGAUGACCUGGAGGUGGAAGAUGUGGAAACGAUCUCGCUCAACACCCCGCACAAGCUGGACGAUGAGAUCUGGAAACGUCGGUGCAGUUCACUCUUUCCAAAAGAGCACCAGCAGGAACAGGAAGAAGAACCGGAACAGUCAAAGCCAAGGCGGCGAAGAACCUUACGGUUUUCUGUGAAAGCUGCCGAGGAAGAGGAAGAAGCUCGAGAUCAGAUAUGCUCGCCGGUGAAAAUCGACAACGGCAAGAAAGACAAAGACAGGCGAACGCGAGGCAGAAGCAAAGACCGAGUCUCAUUUCUAUAAGACUUCUACAUUUGGACUUAUUUAAGUUUUAGUUUUGCCACUUGAUUUUUAUUUCACGAUUUGUUUAUAUCUAGUACCUUUCCAACACGCUCUAUU